Panicum virgatum (switchgrass) is the source of this 999-nucleotide messenger RNA. RefSeq names its product NAC domain-containing protein 21/22-like. The record is from RefSeq and is a predicted model, not a curated record. Gene Ontology annotation, biological process: regulation of DNA-templated transcription. The coding region runs from base 128 to 847 and encodes 239 amino acids. Gene Ontology annotation, molecular function: DNA binding. NCBI's taxonomy places the organism in Eukaryota, Viridiplantae, Streptophyta, Magnoliopsida, Poales, Poaceae. The transcript is spliced from 3 exons.
GUGCUCUGAAAGACUGAAACUGCUGAAGGCUUUGGCUCUCAUCAGACAUCUUCCCUGUCCUCUCCCAAGCGUCGUCAGGGCUUGUGUGUUGUGUGUGUAGCAGCAGCUGCAGGCUUGGAAGGUAGCCAUGAGCUUGAUCAGCAUGAUGGAGGCGCGGCUGCCCCCGGGGUUCCGGUUCCACCCGAGGGACGACGAGCUCGUGCUCGACUACCUCUGCCGCAAGCUCUCGGGCGGUGGCGGCGGCACGUACGGCGGCAUCGCCAUGGUCGACGUCGACCUCAACAAGUGCGAGCCAUGGGAGCUGCCAGACGAGGCGUGCGUGGGCGGCCGGGAGUGGUACUUCUUCAGCCUGCACGACCGCAAGUACGCGACGGGGCAGCGCACCAACCGCGCCACGCGCUCCGGCUACUGGAAGGCCACCGGCAAGGACCGCCCCAUCUCCAUCUCCGGCCGCCGCGCCGGCGCCGGCACCAUGGUCGGGAUGCGCAAGACGCUGGUGUUCCACCAGGGCAGGGCGCCCCGGGGGAGCAAGACCGAGUGGGUCAUGCACGAGUUCCGCGUGGAGGGCCCGGCCGUUGCCGUUGCCGGCCGCCCCUGCUCACCUCCCAAGGAGGACUGGGUGCUGUGCAGAGUGUUCUACAAGAGCAGAACCACCGCGGCAAGACCAGCAAGCACCGACGAGACCGCGUCGCUGUCCAGCGAGCUCAUCAGCCUGUCGCUGCCGCACAUGGCCCCUGCUGCUGAUGCCUACCUCGCCUUCGAUCACGGCGCGGCGCCCGCCAUCGAUGGCUACUACCAGCAGCAAGGCGAUGCCGGCCUCCCGGUCCCGGCGUUGCACCACCAGUAGGGGUGGUAAUGGGCCAUGGCCCUAGUGGCCUCUUCACAAUCCAAUAGGGCCCUUAAAAUUUUUAGUUCAAAAAUACAUAUGUUUAAAGCCCGACCCUUUUAGGAUCCGAUCCUUAGAUUUUCUAGUUCAAAAUGUUGGGCCCUUUACCACCC